Molecule: messenger RNA, 2706 nt
Organism: Hordeum vulgare subsp. vulgare (domesticated barley)
Lineage: Eukaryota; Viridiplantae; Streptophyta; Magnoliopsida; Poales; Poaceae
Exons: 2
Coding region: 611-2323 (570 amino acids)
Source: RefSeq, a predicted model, not a curated record
ACCCACCACACUUCUGUUUUUUUUUUCUUCUGGAAGCAGAGGAGACGCUACCGCCGCCCCGUGCGACGCCUCCACUGCCGCCGCCAGCCACCGGACUCCCCGCUGCCGGCCAUCACCUCCAGCAAGGUCAUCCGGUCGCUAUCCCCCUCCGGGCCUUCCCGCGCCCUCCGUUUCGCUCGGCGAGCGCCGCCUCCUGCCGCAUUCCGCCGCCGCCGCCGAUGGAUCAUCCUCGUGGGCCCCAGCGCCAGCGCCGCAGCGGUUGCUCUCCUUCCCGCGGGCUUCGCUCCUCGUGACCAUCCUACCAGUUGAAGGAGGGGCGAAGGAGACGUGGCUGCAGCUGGGAAGCCGCCUGUUUGCUUCGGUUUGUCUGCGUCAGUUCGCUGUGGUUGUGAUAAAAAAAAAGUGACAUUGGGCUGUGAUUGCUGGUGGCAAAGGUUGAUUUGUUUAAUCAGCUGCUUUGAUUUUGUCGAGACGUGGGGUUAGGGUUUAGGGUUCAGCGCGAGUGUGCUUGUGGUCUGCGAGCUUAUGCUUGAGUGACAUUGACAGUGGAUGCCCGGUGCAUGUGUUUGAGACGUUCUGCAUGUGCUUUUUUUGGUAAUCUGUGACUGUGAUGGCCAAGGACAUGGAUAAAAUGGAAGGGGAGGGUGCAGGCCGACUAAGCAGAGUUGGGUCCAGAUCAGAGGCUUCGUCACCUCCUAGUGCAGCUCCCUUUUCAGCCACAGCCUCUCGUCUGCGCCGUACUCUCCCGAGUCUGCGGGUUGACGUGGACUACUCCAAAUACAAUCCGAAGAAGAUGAAGAAGCUCAGGCUUGUCGCGGAGACAGAGUGGUUCCCGCCCCAGAGACAUGAUCGUCACCUGACAGGCAGCCGGUUCUGGACAGUUGUGCAGAAGGACGUGUAUCUUGCUCUCAAGUCACAGGUCAGCGACACGAAGUGGAUCGACUGGCCAUCAGUCAACCGGAGUGCUGGCACAGAUGUUCGUGGAUACUUCGCAGCUACUCCAGGGCUGGACAGGCUGUUAGAGAGGCAGGGCCUCAGCUGGGAUGACUCGUACAUUCGUCAGUUCUACGCCACACUAUGGAUUCACCCAGACCGAUCGAGGAUCAAGUUCAUGUUUGGGAACCAACAGCGUGAGUUAUCCAGGGAUGAUUUUGCCGGGUGUCUUGGCCUGUCUUGCGGUGGUGCCCGAGUGCACACAUUGGCAUACCCCAAUGGGAACUGUGAUGAAGUUCACUUGCCGACUCUAGAGGACAUUCACCACCUUUACGUCAAUCAUGAUGCCGUGAUUGAGUUCUGGAAGGACAAAAGUAAGUUGAACCACGAAACUUCUGUUGUAAACACAGUUGUGAGGAUGACUAUCCGUCCUAGAACUGGAGGCUGCGAGUUAUCUACAGUUGAGAUUUGGCUUCUGCACUUGUUGAGGUCAGGAAAGCGUGUCGACAUAGUAGAUUUGAUGAUUGGAGAGAUGCAGGAAACCAUUCUGACAAAGAGAUGCCGGCUGCCCUAUGCCCCGUAUCUCAUUCGCUUAUUUGACAAUAAAGGGUGGCUUGAGGAUGGCAUGAAAAAGGCUUUGGAUCAGCACCUCAAGCCAUACAAAGCUCCGGGGCCUGAUGACAAGAGGAGGCUCAAGAAUAGGGCACUUCUGCAUGACAAGUUGUACAAGGCUCCAAAGCCUGAUGAUAAGAGGAGGCUCAUGACCAGGUCACUUCCAGCCCACAUGGAAGUUGUAUGUGAUGAUGAUGGGCAUGUAGAGUUGGACCAUGCACUUGUCCCGAGCAUACAGGAGCAAGCUCUUUGGGACACCACUAAUGGGGAAACUGACACAGAUCAUGGCCAACAUAUGGCGCUACCCCCAGUUCCUGAUGAGUUCAGAUUUGGCCAGCAGGGAGCUCACGGUGCAGAGGCAGGAGGGUCAGGUGGUCAUAUUGCAGAGGCAGGAGGCUUGGCUGGUCAUACCUAUGACGUUCCUCCCAUGCUGCAGAGGCAGAUUGAUCGCCAGACGGUUAUCCUUGAGCAGAUGCAGAGACAGAUUGAUCGCCAGACAGCUAUCCUUGAGCAGAUGCAGAGACAGAGACAGAGACAGAUUGAUCCCCAGACGGCUAUCCUUGAGCAGAUGCAGGGACAGAUUGAUCGCCAGACGGCUAUCCUUGAGCAGAUGCAGAGACAGAGACAGAUUGAUCCCCAGACGGCUAUACUUGAGCAGAUGCAGGAUAUCCGGAACCUGGCUGUGGUUUCUAUUGGUCAGAGUAUUCGCUGCCACGCUCGCCACAGUGAUAUUCUGGCUAUUCUCGCUGAGAGUUUUAGUGCUUCCUGCGGACUCUAGGCGGCUUCCUCUCCCACCGGUUUGACGCAGCAGACUCUACUUCUCAGUGUCUAGUUUUAUGGUAUGAUGAGCUGCUGCCUACUUCUGCUAGAUCGGAGUGUACUCAGGUUCUCUCACCUUCAGGCUUAAGCCCAGCAGCCACUCGACAGGACCGAGAGAUAAGCUGGCUAUUGUCGAUUAACUUCGUUGGUGGGUUUCCCUGUGUGCGUUUGAUCUGGAAAGGGGAGAGAUUUGACUUAUAUUAUCCUUUUGUGCGUGGAGUCGUCUUUUGGGUGGUACUGUAAAGUGUAAGAUACAUAUAUGUUCCGUGCCUGCUACUUAUUUGGAUCCUACGUACUUUGUUUCUAAUGCAUGAAUUUCAUAGAUCGAGGUUUGAAAGCUGA